Molecule: messenger RNA, 900 nt
Organism: Cladophialophora psammophila CBS 110553
Lineage: Eukaryota; Fungi; Ascomycota; Eurotiomycetes; Chaetothyriales; Herpotrichiellaceae
Exons: 1
Coding region: 1-900 (299 amino acids)
Molecular function (GO): hydrolase activity
Source: RefSeq, a predicted model, not a curated record
AUGUUCGACGACUUCGAGACAUUCGAUAUCAUCACACAGACAUCUCCCGAGGUGACGAUUCAUGGUGUUAGGAGCAAAGACGGUGGCCUCAACCUCCCACCUCUCCUUCUUCUGCAUGGUUUCCCACAGACUCACCAUAUCUGGGACGCUGUGGCUCGUCGGCUGCGCUCCCAGUUCGAGAUUAUUGCCCUCGACCUCCGCGGAUAUGGAGAGUCGUCUACACCCGCGGAGCUGGCAAGUUACGCAAAAAGCGCAAUGGCACAAGAUUGCGUCAAGGUGAUGGAGGAGCUCGGAUUUGAUUCCUUCUUCAUCUGUGCACAUGAUAGAGGGGCAAGAGUGGCGCAUAAGUUGUGCGUUGACUAUCCGCACAGAGUGAGAAAGGCAAUUUUUCUGGACAUAUGUCCCACCCUGGCGAUGUAUGCAUCAACAAACUUCGAAUUUGCGAGAUCUUACUUUCAUUGGUUCUUCCUGAUUCAGAAAGGACCAUUUCCAGAAACCAUGAUAUCUCAAAAUCCCAGACGAUUUGCAGAGUUGUUCAUGGGUGGAAGACAAGCCAGUGGGCUGGGCAUCUUCAAGCCGGAAUGUUUCGAUUAUUAUGUCCACAAUUUAGGAGAUCCGGCAAUAGUGCAUGCCAUGUGCCAGGAUUAUCGAGCAAGUGCUUCCUUGGACAUGGAUGAGGCAAGGGAAGACCUCAAAAACAACAGACUCAUUCAAUGUCCGUUAAUGGUGCUUUGGGGUCGUCAUGGCGUCAUUGAAAAAUGUUUUGAUGCAGUGUCUGCGUGGAAAAUGGUCACAGCUGCAAAUGUCUCUAUCGAAGGGCACAGUAUUGACUCGGGCCAUUACAUUCCGGAGCAAGCUCCCGACGAAGUUGUGAGGACAAUCGAGAAGUUCUUCUUGUGA